This is a messenger RNA of Theileria orientalis strain Shintoku, 2301 nucleotides long. RefSeq lists its product with no specific name. The record is from RefSeq and is a predicted model, not a curated record. Bases 1 to 2301 code for a protein of 766 amino acids. The transcript has a single exon. NCBI's taxonomy places the organism in Eukaryota, Apicomplexa, Aconoidasida, Piroplasmida, Theileriidae.
AUGAAUAUAGGUUUACUAUCAUGGUGUAAAAUAUUAUCGCUAGUACUUCUCUGCCGACUAUACGUAGCCGCUUGUGACCACUCCGGUAGUACUGAGAAUUCAAAUUCUCAAGACGAAGGUGCCAGACCUAUAUACUCCUCCAACAGAAACAACUCAAACAGCUAUGGAGGCGAAUCAAAGAUCAUAUACCCGGACAGAAUCGAUUCACAGAACCGUCCACGCGACUCCUACCGUUCGCCUAAGCGAAGGUACCGCACAGGCACCUCCAGGAAAAUCACCGACUACAGAUAUUUGGACAACCCCAAGAUGCAGGUCCAAAACGACGAGGAGAAUCGACACUCGUCCCACCGUCGCGAAAGGUACGACUCACAUUAUACCUCUGCGAGAUCCAGAUAUGAACCACGUAUGUCCCCCGUAAGAUCAAGGUACGACCCCCGUAGUACCUAUGGAAGUCACAGGUAUGACUCACAUAGUACCGAUGGAGGAACGAGGUAUGAUCCUCGCAUGAAUUAUUUGAGUAAUAAAGUGUUGAUGAUUUUAGACCUCAAUAACACACAGAAUCCAUACGGGUACGAUGUAAAGUUUGACGGGAACAAGACAAUUUGUAAGUCUAUUCACCCCUACCUGUUUGGUUCUGUGCAAAGGGGCAGCACAAUUCUUUGGAGGUCAAAGACAGGUGACUAUCCUUACAAGGUGGUUUGCAAAACCGUUGACGGAACUGACACGUGCAAGGUAUACUUCCCAGACUACGAGAGGAACAUUCCUCCCGCGAGGCCCACUCGCGUGGACGUUUUCAGGAGAGUAGGUGACACAAAAUUCGGUUCUGAAUACAUGGCCGCACAAGUUACUUCAGGCACUCACGAUCACUUGGGUCCGGAAAUGUACGGACAAUGGGGACAGUUCAUGGGUCCCAAACACAUACCCACGGGUGAAAAUCAACCCACUCCACACACAUCGCUUAAUGUAAAACCAGAUGAAACAUCUGUCCCACCAGACGAGGCAGCAGCUGGAGAUGAGUCAGCAGCAGGAAAACCGCCAGUGGAUGGAUCUGCCCAAGCACAAGGAGAACUUGCAGCUGAAGACGUUAAAAAGGCUGAGGGCGAUGGGAUGAAGGCCGAUGUACCAUCCGCUGGUCCAGGCGCUAGACCGUCUGCGAUGCCAGGUGUUUGGCCAGCUGCUAUGCCAGGAGCUAUCCCAUAUCCAAUGCCAGGUUUUGUCCCAGGUUAUCGUCCCGGUGAAACGGAACCUGUAAGCCACGUUGAAAUGAUGUCAGACUACUUCAACCAGUCCUACGGGCCAUACCGACGUCCAGAAUUUCAGCCAGUGCCAGGCUAUAAUUUGCCACAUCAAUCGCAUCACCACCACAGAUCGGCACAGACCGACUAUCACCAAGAACCAUUUUUCCAUUCAGAUCCUCUUUAUGACGACAAUUACAGCGACAACCAGGAUUACAUUGAAUUUACUGAUUAUUCAAAUCCUGCGUAUCCACAAAGACCCGAUCCGAUGAUAAUUGAUCCUUCCGGAAGGACUGGCUUCAGGUCACACUUCGCCCCCAGGGACGUUGUAGUGUCCACAGAUCAAGACAGGCAGGGUGCGUUUGACGUUAACGUUGACCGCAAGAAGCGCGAAAACCUUGUCUUGACGUUCGCAAACAAGUCUAACGUGUACGUGUUAGACGGGUAUCAACACUCGUUUGCACUCAACCAGUCCAACAGUGAGUCAGGCACAAACGACCAGGUCUCAGCAAAUAACGCAAACCAGCAAAUUAGAUUCAAUACUCAGGAUCCAAACCGGGUAACGUUAGACGCAGGGUCUGUGCGGAUGACCUUUCCCGCCCAGGUAAUAGACGGAGUUCCACUGCCAACGGGAGUUCAGCCAGCUAGAAGUACUACCCAGGCAAAUUCAAACGUGAUUAAUGACGCACAGAAUGCUCAAGCUUCAUCAUCUGCACAGAAUCAAAGACCCGCCGCAGGUGCAAGCACAAGCGCCAAUGCAUCUAGUCAGCAGGCACCAACUCCACAGGGCGGUAAUCAGCAGCCAGUAAGUAUACCUGCACCGACUCAACAAGCCAUCAGACCUCAACCGGUACCUCAACAGACACCUAGACCCCAACCUGCAUCUCAGCCAGUGACACCAAGGCCUGCUACUCAAUCGGUCACACCAAAGCCAGCUACGCAAUCGGUUACACCAAAACCAGCCGGACCAACUCAACCACCAGCCCGUCAAGCAGCAGGUUCUAGUCAAGCUCAGGCAUCAGAAGGUGCGGGAUCGGACGGAGACAUUAUAUUUGCUGAUGAUUAA